Messenger RNA from Chroicocephalus ridibundus (black-headed gull), 1053 nucleotides. It is a transcript of the gene GNAT1, whose product is annotated as G protein subunit alpha transducin 1. The transcript is spliced from 8 exons. The record is from RefSeq and is a predicted model, not a curated record. NCBI's taxonomy places the organism in Eukaryota, Metazoa, Chordata, Aves, Charadriiformes, Laridae. Gene Ontology annotation, cellular component: heterotrimeric G-protein complex. Gene Ontology annotation, molecular function: G protein-coupled receptor binding; GTPase activity; G-protein beta/gamma-subunit complex binding. Gene Ontology annotation, biological process: adenylate cyclase-modulating G protein-coupled receptor signaling pathway. Bases 1 to 1053 code for a protein of 350 amino acids.
AUGGGCGCCGGGGCCAGCGCUGAGGAGAAGCACUCCCGCGAGCUGGAGAAGAAGCUCAAAGAGGACGCUGAGAAGGAUGCCAGGACCGUCAAGCUGCUGCUGCUGGGAGCAGGGGAGUCCGGGAAGAGCACCAUCGUCAAGCAGAUGAAGAUCAUCCACCAGGAUGGUUACUCACUGGAGGAAUGCCUGGAGUUCAUUGCCAUCAUCUACAGCAACACGCUCCAGUCCAUGCUGGCCAUCGUGCGGGCCAUGAACACCCUCAACAUCCAGUACGGGGACACAGCUCGCCAGGAUGAUGCCCGCAAGCUGCUGCACCUUUCGGACACCAUCGAGGAGGGCACCAUGCCCAAGGAAAUGUCGGACAUCAUUGGGCGGCUCUGGAAGGAUGCGGGCAUCCAAGCCUGCUUCGACCGUGCCUCCGAGUACCAGCUCAAUGACUCGGCCGGCUACUACUUGUCGGACCUGGAGCGCCUGGUGACCCCCGGCUACGUUCCCACGGAGCAGGACGUGCUGCGCUCCCGCGUCAAGACCACCGGCAUCAUCGAGACCCAGUUCUCCUUCAAAGACCUCAACUUCAGGAUGUUCGACGUGGGUGGCCAGCGCUCGGAGCGGAAGAAGUGGAUCCACUGCUUCGAGGGGGUGACCUGCAUCAUCUUCAUCGCGGCCCUCAGCGCCUAUGACAUGGUUCUGGUGGAGGAUGACGAAGUGAACCGCAUGCACGAGAGCCUGCACCUCUUCAAUAGCAUCUGCAACCACCGCUACUUUGCCACCACCUCCAUCGUCCUCUUCCUCAACAAGAAGGAUGUCUUCCUGGAGAAGAUAAAGAAGGCCCAUCUCAGCAUCUGCUUCCCCGACUAUGACGGUCCCAACACCUACGAAGACGCGGGCAACUACAUCAAGCUGCAGUUCCUGGAGCUGAACAUGCGGCGGGACGUGAAGGAGAUCUACUCCCACAUGACCUGCGCCACCGAUACCGAGAACGUCAAGUUCGUCUUCGACGCUGUCACUGACAUCAUCAUCAAGGAGAACCUCAAGGACUGUGGGCUCUUCUGA